Molecule: messenger RNA, 498 nt
Organism: Soboliphyme baturini
Lineage: Eukaryota; Metazoa; Nematoda; Enoplea; Dioctophymatida; Soboliphymatidae
Source: the annotation of a GenBank genome assembly
AUGAAACGGAAAAACAGCGGAAACGAACGGAAGGAGCAGGGCCGACCGGAGCGGACAGGAAAGGAGCAGAAUGGGAAAGCAGAGGAGCGGAACGCAAAGGAGCGGAGAGAAGGGGAACAGACAGGAGAGGAAACGGAAAGGAGAAAAGUGGAAAAGAAAGGAGCGGAAAGCAAAGGAAAGGAGCAGAGACGAGCGGAGAGCAACAAGGAAAGAAAAGAAGCGGAGAGCAAGAAGGAAUGGAAAGGAGAGGAGUGGAGAGCAAGAAGGAAUGGAAAGGAGAGGAGUGGAGAGCAACAAGGAAUGGAAAGGAGAGGAGCGGAGAGCAACAAGGAAUGGAAAGAAGCGGAGACGAGCGGAGAGCUACAAGGAAAGGAACAAGGAAAGGAAAGAAGCGGAGACGAGAGGAGAGCAACAAGGAAAGGAAAGAAGCGGAGACGAGAGGAGAGCAACAAGAAAUGGAAAGAAGCGGAGACGUGCGGAGAGCAACAAGGAAUGUAA